ACCGCGUACGGAACGCGCCGGCUGGAGAGAGCGAGCGGUGAUUGGCUCGCGAGAUUCCUCCCUGCACUCGAGGUGGAGGCUAGGUGUCGCGUGUGUCGUCUCGUGCCUUGCGGUUUGUUGAGUUAAUCAUGCUCGCACGUCAGAUAGGCAAGCUCUUGCGGCACUCGUAUUCUCGUGCGAUCGUGAAUUGUCGCAAUGUUUCUUCGGGGAACGUCGAAGCAGAUGCAGCGGAGAGAGACCCGGCACCGUUCUUCUUCGACAAGGAGGUUCAGAAAUCCUUGAGAAGAUUGACGACGGUCGACUACAAGAAGGUCUUCCGGCCUCGCAUGGAUGGGCACAGGCUCAGGCGACCGGAGUACAAAUUCAUGACGGACGAGGAGCUCCAGGCAGCUAUGGACGCAGCAAAACGGAAAGCAAAUAGAUACCUACAAAUGCCACCAGUGGUUAAACAGAGAUCGGAAAUAACGACGGUGUUGGUCAAGGAUGCCGCGCUGCUGGAUCACGACACUGUUAAGUACGUCUUCACCGACAUUACGUUUGGUCUGAAGGACAGGGAGAGGAUCGUAGUAGUCAGGGAGCCUGACGGUACGCUGAGACACGCCAACUGGCAGGAGCGCGACAGGCUCAUGCAAACCUACUUUCCGAAACCGGGAAAGGAUAUCCGUAAACCAAGAAUGUUCGGAGGCAAAUAUCUGGAAAGCUUGUUGGAGCGCAGCAAGUACGAGUUCACACUGGACCGCGCGUGCAUUCAAUUUGACCCGGACGAUCCGGAUUACCAAGCGGUUACGCGGGCGGUUUACGAGCGCAUAAACUUGGAGAAGCACUUUGAGGCUCUAAGAUCGACGCGCCACUUCGGGCCGAUGGUGUUUCAUCUCGUGUGGACGAGUAACAUCGAUAACCUGUUGUGCGAGAUGAUCGAGACUGAUCGAAUGGAGGACGCGGUCCUACUGAUACGCCUGUAUCACAAAAUCCACCCCACGGCCGAGUCGGCGGUCAAUCGGUGCAAGGAUGACUCGAGCGACGAGGAAAUCGUGAUGCAUUACGCGCGUUUCGACUCCGCGAGGACAACCACGAUCGAGAAACUCGUGCAGUCGUACAAGGAAUUGCAUCAGCAGCGUAAACUGUUGGAGGAGGGGAUUAAGAAGGCGCACGGCUUAACUUCGAAUCAAGUGGAAACGGAUAAAGUGUAAAUAUAUGACCAAUAAAUCUAGCAUUUUAUGGUAA
This is a messenger RNA of Ooceraea biroi (clonal raider ant), 1224 nucleotides long. It is a transcript of the gene mRpS22, whose product is annotated as mitochondrial ribosomal protein S22. The record is from RefSeq and is a predicted model, not a curated record. Gene Ontology annotation, molecular function: structural constituent of ribosome. NCBI's taxonomy places the organism in Eukaryota, Metazoa, Arthropoda, Insecta, Hymenoptera, Formicidae. Gene Ontology annotation, cellular component: mitochondrial small ribosomal subunit.